Molecule: messenger RNA, 1101 nt
Organism: Misgurnus anguillicaudatus (oriental weatherfish)
Lineage: Eukaryota; Metazoa; Chordata; Actinopteri; Cypriniformes; Cobitidae
Gene: atoh1c
Product: atonal bHLH transcription factor 1c
Biological process (GO): positive regulation of transcription by RNA polymerase II; sensory organ development; axon development
Cellular component (GO): nucleus
Molecular function (GO): E-box binding; DNA-binding transcription factor activity, RNA polymerase II-specific; protein dimerization activity
Source: RefSeq, a predicted model, not a curated record
UGUGAUUUUCUUUCUAAUGCCAUGCCUGAUAACAUAUUUCAUAGUUUCACUGUUAUUCAAAAAUGUAAAACUGUCAUAAGUGUGUCCAAAUUUUAGAUAAUAAUUGCAAAAAACACAAAUAAUUGUUUACACCAGAGUGUCAGGAUGCCCAGUGACUGAUCAUUCACACAUGUCUAAUCCACUUUUGAUGAACUGAGUUAAUAGACUCCCUGUGGUCACUAUCAAAGACACUCACUUCUAUUCAAUUGUCAGCGCACACGACCCUCACACACCCCUUAUUACACUUGGGUAUAAAUAUAACCCUUCAGUCCUCUGAAGUUUAAGUCUAUUCACCCAAAAGUAGUUAACCAUGCAACAUGCGGAUGCCUCCCGCACUCGGUUCAUCUGGAGAGAGACCCUGAAAGAUCAGCACGCACAGGAUGGGGUGAGCUGUGACCCGUGCGCCUUCAUCCAGCUCAGGCUCUCGGGACUCGCAUACCCCGAUGAGGACCAGAGCGUUAUCACCCGAGCCCGAAGACGUCGCAGACUGGCCGCUAACGCCCGUGAGAGGAGGAGGAUGCUGGGGUUGAACGUGGCCUUCGAUCGCCUGAGGAGCGUCAUCCCUAAUGUGGAGAGCGACAGGAAGUUGUCCAAGUCCGAGACGCUUCAGAUGGCACAGAUCUACAUCAGCACUCUGAGCGAGCUGCUGGAGGAGAGAGACUGCGACCCGGAUUUUAGUUACCCAAUGAGGGGUGCGGAGGAUCAGGGGAUCAACUCAAGAGAGACUUCGGCUGGAGACAAGACCAAACCAGAGCAGAUAAAUGCAUGUUCCUGUAAGAUCAAAUCUUUUAGUGGGAGUUUCAGGGGUCCUGAGUGCUGUGACCCCAUAUCAACAGAAGACGCAGACAUGAACUUACUGGAAAGGAGCAAUGGAGGGAGAUAAUUCAGAUGAGACACUGGGGUUAUGUAUUUGUAUUAAACUGGAUGUUUUUUUUUGAAAACAGCUAAAAUAUUUUGUUACAUAAUAAUAAAUAUUAUUUUGGAAUCAAUUAGAUUUUGAGUAUGAUGCUACAAAUAAAUAUUUUCAGAGAACAGUUUGCCUCUGUCUCAUAAAUUUGCAUU